This is a messenger RNA of Clonostachys rhizophaga, 1206 nucleotides long. Lineage: Eukaryota; Fungi; Ascomycota; Sordariomycetes; Hypocreales; Bionectriaceae. The record is from the annotation of a GenBank genome assembly.
AUGUCGGAAGAGCCCGAACCUUUGAAGCCGCUAAGGGCGCCAUUGCCUGGGGAUUCUCAAGGUUAUGGGUGGGAUGACCGAUACGAGGAGAUUGUUAAAAUCUUUCCACAUGAGCCGCUCGAGAAGUAUCUUAGAAACGGCUUCCACCCUGUGACUCUUGGUGAUAGGUUCUAUGACGGAAGAUACACCGUUAGACAUAAACUUGGGUUUGGUGGCAAUGCAACUGUCUGGCUGGUAAGAGACGGUCGCGAAAAUCAAUGGGUCGCUUUAAAGAUUAAACAAGCCAAAGCAUCUUUGGGCGAUAUUGAACAGGAUCCGGAGGUUAAAGCCAUGAAGCUACUCGAGCAUAAGUACACAAUCCACGGCUCUACCAAGCCAAGAUGUUUUAGUCGCCUGCUACACUACUUCCAACACAUCGGCCCGAAUGGAACCCAUACCUGUCUCGUGACUGAGCUUCUUGGACCAUCCAUAGAACAGAUGAUACGAGUGUUUGAUGCCAUGAUCCCUUGGGAUGACCCUGACUACCAAGAGGUCGAAACCUUCCGACCAGAUACCAUACUCAGAUCCUCGCGUCAGCUCUUAGAAGAUGUUAAAACCCUAAGGCUUUGGGGGAUCGUUCACGGAGGCAUGGAGGCCCACGCGUCUUUCUCUUUUCACAUUUCCCCUUCUAAUGUAUCCUUCACUUGCCAAGAUGCGGUUGACGACGAGGAGCUCAUAGAAGUACUAGGUGGCGAGCCUACUGUUGCAGAAUACUCAGCCUCAGAACCGCGAGCUAAGUGCCUUCCUAAGCACUUGGUGCGGGCGGCCACAUGGUGCGGCUGGUUUGACUGCCCAGAGGAGAGUAUCCGUCUGAUAGAUUGGGGAGAGUCCUUUUUGUCGAACGACAAAGUUUCAUUACUUUCCCAACCACUUAACUUACGAUCUCCGGAGACAUUUUUCAUUGGCUAUUUUGAUCACCAACAUGACUUGUGGAGAGCUGGUUGCGUGCGAAGACAUUUCGUUGUUACACUGGCUGAAAAAGCUGAAGACUUCGAAAAACCGGACUUCAUCGAAGAUGACUAUCAAGGGCUUAGCUGUCUUCUUAGUGUCAUGGAAGGGCUGAUGCAGCAUGAGCCACAUAAGCGCAUUACAUCGGCAGAAGCCUUAGCGAGGAUACAAUGGGUUGAUCAGUGGGUUUAUAAUGAGCCAGAGAACGAAGAAGAAUGA